GUGGCUGUUUCCUAUUCUCUCUCUCCGAACUUUGGCAAUUGAGCCUUUGGCUGUAAACUGAAACCAUGACCCACCCUAUACAGUUAAAAACAUAGCCAAAAAUCUCUAAAAUUCUCGCUCUUUCUCACUCUGGCUCUCUGCAAUUAAAUGCCGAAUAUCUCAUUUGAUUUUAUUUUAUUCAGUUUACAAAUCAAUUCUUUUAAUUCUUUGAGCGCCUUUUGUCGCCUGCUUUGACAUCUAUCUGCCUGACUGCCAGCCGGCCUGCUGUCUUUCUGGCUGUCUGCGUAUCUACCUAUAUAUAGCUGCAAGUCAAAUCGAUCUAUUCGAUCUAUAAAAGCAGCCCAUGACAAGCGAAUGGCCUGCAAACCGAAGGAAAACUCGAUGCCAGCGCCUGUCUAGAAUCACAGACAGCAAGAGCAAAAAGCUACAAAAAAGAAAGAACAACACACGCAAAAACGAAGGCGGCGCUACAGAGAAUGGCAUUGCCAGCAACAGCAACAGCAGCAGCAAUAACAACAACAACAACACUCACACCAGCAACAUCAACGCCAGCAGCAGCAGUCAAUUAUCGUCAAUAAUUGAGAAUUUAUCCAAUAAUAGCGACAUCGCGGCAUUGUCCUCCACAUCAUUGGCAUCGGCAUCAGCAUCGGCUGCGACAUCGUUAUCGUCAUCGUCACCGUCACCGUCGUCGUUCUCGUUCUCGUCAUCGUUGCUGGCAACCAACUCCAGGUUGCAUGCCACGCAUAAAUCCUAUCCGCCAAUAAAUUCAGCAUAUUGGCUGCCAUCGUCGCAUCCAUCACCGUACACAGUGCCAGGUAUGCAACAGUCGCUCAAUUGCCAGCAGCAAGGCAGCAAGCGGCAACAGCAGCUGCCUACACCUCCUCCUGCUUGUUCUCCUCCUUUCUCCGACUCUAUAUUUAAGCCUUAUACAGCUGCUGUCCAUCUUCAUUCAACUCUUCUCUUCUGUCCGUCCAUCAGUGUCCCCUUACACCCCCCAGCAUACCUCCCUCUUAUUGAUGGUCUGUUGAUGUUGAGUGUUAUCUACCGUGUGUCAGUGCCCAGCAAGCAGCAUCUGUCCAAAUUGCUCUGGCGCCAACUUACAUGCACAUUACAAUCCCAACACUUCCUCCUGCUGUGCCUCCUCCUUGGCCUCGUCUGCCUCUGUUAUUGCUGCCUCUGCCCUCUCAUUGAAUUGGUCUUUAAAAUGGGGUAAUUAAAGCAAUUUAUUGGCCUCCAAAAUUGCCAAGCAGUUGUCAUUAAGUAAAUUGGCCAAAACUGCGAGCAGCGUUGAGUUGAGCUCUCUUGCCAAAUAAGUUGCAAAUGGACUGUCGGAUGGGUAUUUGGCUAGGCUAAAUGAUUGCUCAGGUAUAUGUCAUGGCAUUGGCAUUUAAAUAGUCGAAUGAAUUGGAAAAAUGGGAAAGCCUCU
Molecule: messenger RNA, 1426 nt
Organism: Drosophila arizonae
Lineage: Eukaryota; Metazoa; Arthropoda; Insecta; Diptera; Drosophilidae
Source: RefSeq, a predicted model, not a curated record